AUGCCGAGGGGCUUCUUGGUGAAGCGAACUAAACGGACAGGUGGCUCGUACAGAGUGCGCCUAGCCCAGCGGGCCUUCCCUCUGCCGGGGCCCCAGGUGGCGCCGCCCUUCGCCGAGGAGGCUCCGCGCGCCUCCCAGCCGGGCACUGAGCGGUCGGCGCCCCUAGCCCAGGAGGAGCUCGCAAAGGCACCGAUGGCGGAGGCGGCCCCGGAACUGUCGGGGUCGCCCAGUCGGCCGCCCCCGGGGGCGCAUUGCCUCCUGCCGCUCCGGGCACCGUUCCCAGAGCCCGCGCUGCAGCCGGACCCCGCGCCCCUCUCGGCCACCCUGCACGGUGUGAGGCGGACCGCCGCCGGCGAGCGCCGCGCCAAGGUACCUUCGACCUGUGCGCCCGGACCUGCGGCCGCGGGAAUCAAGAAGCCAAAGGCUAUGAGAAAGUUGAGCUUUGCAGAUGAGGUGACUACAUCCCCUGUCCUGGGUCUGAAGAUCAAGGAGGAGGAGCCCGGAGCACCGUCCCGGGGCCUGGGGGGCAGCCGCACGCCGCUGGGGGAGUUCAUCUGCCAGCUGUGCAAGGAGCAGUACGCAGACCCCUUCGCGCUGGCGCAGCACCGCUGCUCCCGCAUCGUGCGCGUCGAGUACCGCUGCCCCGAGUGCGACAAGGUCUUCAGCUGUCCUGCCAACCUUGCCUCCCAUCGCCGCUGGCACAAGCCGCGUCCCGCAGCAGCGAACGCUGCCACAGUCGUCUCCGUCGACGGGAAGCCGCCCUCUGUGUCGUCUUCGUCCUCCCGGGACUCUGGGGCUAUUGCAUCUUUCCUGGUAGAGGGGAAGGAAAACAGUCGGGCAGAACGGACUGCGGAUCAGCACCCGCCGGCCAGGGACAGCUCCGGGGCGGAUCAGCACCAGGACAGCGCCCCGCGCCAGGGCCUCCAGGUGCUGACGCUCCCCGAAUCCCCUCUGCCACAGACCCCCUAUACUGAGGGGGUGUUGGGACGCCGGGUGCCUGGGCUGGGAAGUGACAGUGGUGGCGGGGGAGCUGAGAUUUUCAUUUGUCCAUAUUGCCACAAAAAGUUCCGUCGCCAAGCCUAUCUGCGCAAGCACCUGGGCACUCACGAGGCGGGCUCGGCCCGUGCGCUAGCUUCGGGCUUUGGCUCCGAACACGGCGCCCCUCUCGCUUUCGCUUGCCCGUUGUGUGGGGCACACUUCCCGUCUGCAGAUAUCAGGGACAAACACCGGCUGUGGCACGCUGUCCGCGAGGAGCUGCUCCUGCCUGCCCUGGCGGGGGCUCCUCCCGAAGCGCCGGGCCCAGGUGGGGUAUCUGACGGGAGUGCCCAGCAAAUUUUCUCGUGCAAGCACUGCCCUUCUACAUUUUUUAGCUCCCCGGGGCUGACCCGGCACAUCAAUAAGUGCCACCCCUCAGAAAGUCGGCAAGUACUGCUGCUGCAGAUGCCACUGCGGCCUGGCUGCUGA
This is a messenger RNA of Tupaia belangeri chinensis (Chinese tree shrew), 1464 nucleotides long. RefSeq names its product INSM transcriptional repressor 2 (gene INSM2). Gene Ontology annotation, molecular function: DNA-binding transcription repressor activity, RNA polymerase II-specific; RNA polymerase II cis-regulatory region sequence-specific DNA binding. Gene Ontology annotation, cellular component: nucleus; transcription repressor complex. NCBI's taxonomy places the organism in Eukaryota, Metazoa, Chordata, Mammalia, Scandentia, Tupaiidae. The transcript has 2 exons. The record is from RefSeq and is a predicted model, not a curated record. Gene Ontology annotation, biological process: neuron differentiation; regulation of cell cycle process; negative regulation of transcription by RNA polymerase II. Bases 1 to 1464 code for a protein of 487 amino acids.